This is a messenger RNA of Sparassis crispa, 540 nucleotides long. RefSeq lists its product as hypothetical. Lineage: Eukaryota; Fungi; Basidiomycota; Agaricomycetes; Polyporales; Sparassidaceae. The record is from RefSeq and is a predicted model, not a curated record. Bases 1 to 540 code for a protein of 179 amino acids. The transcript is spliced from 3 exons.
AUGGGAGAGCGACUCAAGGACAUCUAUCUAGCUUUCUUCUCCGAGAAGCAGGUGGAAAUUUUUUCCAGGAGCUGUUGUCUGUCACUCUGCGUAAACGUCGAAACAUUAGGGCUCAUAUUACCGGUCAAAAAUGAUUUGAUGGACCCCUAUGUUCACCUACCCUUACUCCUGUCGCAGAUCUCUCCCAGAAACCAUCUUCGACACCUAAUGUUUUCCACGAGGCUUUCUCUGCAGGGAGAUAUGAUCGAUUACAAUCACCUGAGGGACAUCGAUGCAAUCCUGGCACAGGAAACCUUCCGCAAUCUCCGCGAGGUGGACUUCGAGUUGUUUCUGAAAUGCAACAGUCCACCGUUGUCGACAAGAUCUCAAGUCCUACAAGGAGUAAAGAGUGCAAUGUCAGGGAUAUUUGGUCGUGGAGUAGGCAUGGAACCCAAUAUCAUAUUCUCCUACAUAAAACCGUCAUCAUGGGAUGAACGCUGUCCGCAAGGGGAUGAUAACAGGACUCUCGACAGUGCGGGUGACCUGUCGUCAGCUAGCUGA